Molecule: messenger RNA, 1105 nt
Organism: Eucalyptus grandis
Lineage: Eukaryota; Viridiplantae; Streptophyta; Magnoliopsida; Myrtales; Myrtaceae
Product: mediator of RNA polymerase II transcription subunit 32
Exons: 3
Coding region: 272-709 (145 amino acids)
Biological process (GO): cold acclimation; leaf senescence; root development
Cellular component (GO): mediator complex
Source: RefSeq, a predicted model, not a curated record
CAACCCAAGCCCCCUGCACGCCUCAAGAACCCAUCAGCAAGAACGAAGACCCACGUCGGGAAAGCGGAGGGAGAGCGCUCGGGCGAGCUUGCAUCCCAGGUCUGACCGCCAGCGGUGGUCUUCGCCGGCACCUCCAACGCCAUCAGGGUUUGCAGAGAGAUAGGGAAGUUUUCGGCUUCUUGCGAAGGUGGGUCUUGAUCUUUUUUAUAGGAGAGAUAGGUGAAGUCCUCGGCUUUUUUGAGAAGGGUAGGGAAUUGGGCGUCCUGUCGAGAUGGACAGCAUUGUAGAUUCCUUGAGCAGUGCGUACCAGGAGUUCCUUGCGGCUGCGGCGAGUGUUCUCGAGGCCAGGGAAGUGUCUGGGGCCCAGAAAAUAGCUGCCACCGACGCUGCCCUGGAGAACUUCAAGCAGCACUGGGAAUUGUUCCGGGUGGCGUGCGAUCAGGCAGAGGAGUUUGUGGAGUCGGUUAAGCAGAGGAUCGGAUCGGAGUGCCUGGUGGAUGAGGCCACCGGCUCCACAGCAGGGAAGCCCGGGCAGGCUGCCACACCUGCCCUGCCCCCAAUAAGCGCGGUUCGGUUGGAGCAGAUGAGUAAAGCGGUCCGGUGGCUUGUCAUUGAGCUCCAAAAUGGUACUGGCACCGCCGGCGGAGUGGCACAUACUCAUUCCGCGGCACCUUUCGAUGCUCGAUUCUCUGAAGAUGCAGCUCAGUAGGUAACUCCUUGUUCGAUACUUUUCCGGAUAGAGUUGAGCAGGUUGGUUCUUAUAUUAUUUAGGAUCAACAGAUUGUAAACCAAUGUUGUAGUUUGAGGUCAAGGGCCCGUGUGAUUCCAUGUCUGUAUAUUUUUGCUCCCUGGUCUUCGACAAAGAUGAAUUUAUGUUCUUCAUACUUUUGUGCCGCGUGGAGCUUUUUUAUUUCUGUUUUUUGUAAUUUUUUAGUACACUAAGCUUCUCCACCUCAAGAGACAGUUCUCUCGUUCAGCAAUUUGGUACCUUUGAAAUGGAUGUAUGUUUUUCCUUACUUUUCUUAUUGUAAGAAGCACGUCUGUAAACUAUCUGUCCCAAACACUAAUUUUUUUUUUUAGAUGUGACUGAGUUUUCAAUUGCCAA